CUGGUCCGGCGCCCGGCCUGCGCGCCGGCCGCGCCCGCGCCUUGCACUGUCCAGAUGUCGCGUCGGUUGCGGACAGCGGUUUCUUUUCGUAUCGCCGGUUUCCCAAAUCUAGAAGCAAAGCCGAGCGGCAUUUUCAUUCAAAACUGACGUUCAGCUUCUGAUUGGCGGACAGAGCGAAGAGAUGGCCUCGCUCUUCUUCCUUUCUUUUCCUCUUUUAAAAGAUCUUAUCGGAGACCUGGAAGACUCCGUCAAGGGACGCGGAGCACACAGGACGGGGGCGAGACCGGACCGCGAGAGGCGCCCGGGCGGGCGGGCGGAGCGCGGAUCCCGGUAGUGCCGGGUCAGGUGACGGAUGUUGCCAGGGGGCGGGCUGCCAGAGAUGCGUUCCGGCGCAGGCCCGGGGGCUGCCACCAUGUGGGGCGCCCGCGCUCGCGGGGGGGGCGGGGCGGGGGUGCGAAUAAGGCGGGAAGAAGGUCCUAGGCCGGCGAGAGGCGCCCGGGAGCCAAGCGGCCCGGCCCGGCGCACGCCUCCCUGCGCGCGUCUCCCCGGCCGGCGCGUGGUCGCGGUCCGCUCUCGGGGGACGGGGGCGGCGCUGCUUACCUCCGGUGCCAAAGGGCGGCGCGACGGCGCAGCUCGGCGCAGCGAGGCGGCGAGGCGGCCGAAGCAGUAUGGUGCGCAGGUUCCGCAGGUUCUUGGUCACCGUCCGGAUUCGGCGCGCGAGCGGCUCAUCGCAAGUGCGGGCUUUCGUGGUGCAGAUCCCACGGCGCGCAGGAGAGUGUGCGGCGCCGGGCGCUCGAGCGGUGGAGGCCCUCCUGCUGAUGCUAGUGUGGAGACACCGCAGAGGGCAGCAGCCUUAUCCUAGAAGACCAG
This is a messenger RNA of Chinchilla lanigera (long-tailed chinchilla), 870 nucleotides long. Its product is annotated as translation initiation factor IF-2-like. Lineage: Eukaryota; Metazoa; Chordata; Mammalia; Rodentia; Chinchillidae. The record is from RefSeq and is a predicted model, not a curated record.